AAGAAAUCAAUUUUAGAAGACCAAUUCAAAUUGAGUUUUUAUACUUCUAAGAAAAGCCUCCUCAUUCAUUCCUACUUUUGAGGUUUAUUUUCUUGUUCUAGAGAUUCGAAUUUGGCUGUUGAUUACGAUUUUUCUGGGAUUGAAUCCCUGCACUCUCUUUCUCGAGAGUAUAAAGAUCCGAUUUUGAUUGAAACCCUGUCGCGAUUUCAUGGCGAUUGUGUUUGGAUUGUGAAGGGCGUCGAUCGUUUCUCCGAUUCUUGCUGUGAAUGUUGAUGAAUCUUGAUUUCAGCUUAGAAGACUGGCUUGUGAACAUAGAUUUUGUUCUCAGGCCUUUGAUUCUGCCUGUUGGGAAUAAAUCGUUUUACUUCUCUAUUCCAAGAGAUAGAUGGGAUAAGGAGUUUUAUAAAUUAAAGGGUGGAUAAAAAAAAUUGUUGUUAGUCUUUUCUUCCUGAUUUUGGUUGAAAAUUGGGCGAAAAGACUGGAUCUUUGGUUUUGAAUUGUUCAGAUUAGGUUUUGAAGAUGAUGAAUUCUUCACAGGGUUCUACCCUUUCAUCGAAUGUGACUGGAUUUACUGGGGCAGCUUCCUCUCAUAGAGAGUCCAAGUACAUAGAUACAGUUCCUGUGUAUGUAAAGGAGCUCAUUGCUGGUGGUGCAGCUGGUGGAAUUGCUAAGACGGCCGUUGCCCCGUUGGAACGAACUAAAAUACUCCUGCAGACUAGAACUCAAGGUUUUCAUUCUCUUGGGAUUUACCCCUCGUUGAAGAAGCUACUGAAGCAUGAAGGCGUGGCAGGAUUUUACAAAGGAAAUGGAGCAAGUGUACUUAGGAUUGUACCCUAUGCAGCAUUACAUUUCAUGGCCUAUGAGCAGUAUCGUUCACAAAUCUUGGAUAACUACUCGGCUUUGGGAACAGGGCCCGUUGUGGAUCUCUUAGCUGGCUCAGCCGCUGGUGGGACUGCAGUUUUAUGCACUUAUCCACUAGAUUUGGCUCGCACCAAACUCGCCUACCAGGUUGUAGACACAAGAGGAGAUCUGAAGCACGGGACGAGGCAGUUUCAUUCCAAUCCUGCUUACACUGGAAUUGGAAACGUAUUCAAGAUGGUCUACACAGAAGGGGGAGUCCGAGGUCUAUACCGAGGCAUAGGUCCGACACUUAUAGGUAUUCUUCCAUAUGCUGGCCUUAAAUUUUAUGUUUACGAGGAGCUAAAGAGGCACGUCCCCGAAGAACACCAGAAGUCGAUUGCAAUGCGGCUAUCUUGUGGAGCCAUAGCUGGUGUACUUGGACAGACGCUGACAUACCCCUUAGAUGUUGUCAGGAGGCAGAUGCAGGUCGAGCAUCUGCAACCUUCAUCACAAGGUGGUCACGUGUAUAAGAGCACGUGGGAGGGGCUCGCUUCCAUUGUCCGUAAUCACGGUUGGAGGCAGUUGUUCGCUGGCCUAAGCAUCAAUUACAUCAAGGUUGUACCAUCUGUUGCAAUUGGUUUCACAGUUUAUGACUCGAUGAAGACUCGGUUGCAGAUUCCUCCUCGUCAGAAAUCGAGCACGUCUGCAUCAGCAUGAUCUUGCUGCUCUACUACCUAAUUUACUAGAACAGAGAUCGACUUUGAAAUAGAAGAGAUGAAACUCUUUUGACAAAUAGUUCUAUGUAUGUAGAUGAAAAUUUUCCAUAAAA
Messenger RNA from Salvia hispanica, 1669 nucleotides. Its product is annotated as mitochondrial carrier protein CoAc1-like. Lineage: Eukaryota; Viridiplantae; Streptophyta; Magnoliopsida; Lamiales; Lamiaceae. The record is from RefSeq and is a predicted model, not a curated record. Gene Ontology annotation, cellular component: mitochondrial inner membrane. Gene Ontology annotation, biological process: transmembrane transport.